AAGAUGAAGGGUAAUUUGUGGCAUACAAAAGAUCUUGCAGCCUAUAUACUAGUCCACUUCACAAAAUACAGGCCUUUGAGGUCUUUGAUAGCUACGAGAAGAGAAAGCAGGAAAGGGCAAUCUCUAUAUUGCCGUGCCUUCUCUCUUACUGGGUAAAAAGAUGGCUUCAGAUCCUAAGGUUCUAACAUUUGAAGAAGUUGCAAAGCACAACCAGACCAAGGAUUGUUGGCUUGUUAUUUCUGGAAAGGUCUAUGAUGUAACACCAUUUAUGGAUGAUCAUCCUGGAGGUGAUGAAGUUCUGUUAUCCGCAACCGGGAAAGAUGCAACUAACGAUUUUGAGGAUGUGGGUCACAGUGACUCUGCUAGGGAAAUGAUGCACAAAUACUAUAUUGGGGAGGUUGAUCCAUCAACUGUUCCACUAAAACGGACCUACAUUCCACCACAGCAAGCAGCAUACAAUCCUGAUAAGACGCCUGAAUUCGUGAUUAAAAUUUUACAGUUCAUUGUUCCCCUUUUAAUCUUGGGUUUAGCAUUUGUUGUCCGCCAUUAUACCAAGAAAGACUAGUCCAAAAUCAUUCUGUUAAUGCCUGCAAAAAGGGUGGUGAGGCUGUAGCACUCAGUAGCCGUGCAUUUAGGACAACAGUUGCUUUGCUUUACUCUCUUAGGCAUUGUUUGUGCCAAUUUAUUGUUAGUCCACAUUAUGUGGUACAUUAGAGUCCAUCAGAGUUCAUCACGGUCGGUAAUUUAAGUGUCUUUUUGUUUUUAUGGAGACUGGAUGGUGUUCAAUUUUCUUGUGUGAUAAACAGGAGCAUGUUUUGUUUCCUUA
This is a messenger RNA of Ziziphus jujuba (common jujube), 826 nucleotides long. RefSeq names its product cytochrome b5. Lineage: Eukaryota; Viridiplantae; Streptophyta; Magnoliopsida; Rosales; Rhamnaceae. Gene Ontology annotation, cellular component: intracellular membrane-bounded organelle; membrane. Gene Ontology annotation, molecular function: heme binding. Bases 161 to 565 code for a protein of 134 amino acids. The transcript has 4 exons. The record is from RefSeq and is a predicted model, not a curated record.